This is a messenger RNA of Anopheles funestus (African malaria mosquito), 818 nucleotides long. RefSeq names its product mitochondrial import inner membrane translocase subunit Tim22. NCBI's taxonomy places the organism in Eukaryota, Metazoa, Arthropoda, Insecta, Diptera, Culicidae. Gene Ontology annotation, molecular function: transmembrane protein transporter activity. The record is from RefSeq and is a predicted model, not a curated record. The coding region runs from base 90 to 701 and encodes 203 amino acids. The transcript has 4 exons. Gene Ontology annotation, cellular component: TIM22 mitochondrial import inner membrane insertion complex. Gene Ontology annotation, biological process: protein insertion into mitochondrial inner membrane.
GUAACUCAGCUGGUGCGGUGCACGAAUCGUUCGAAGUUUUCAGGUGCAAAGAAAACGCUUGCGGAACGGCGUUUGGUAGACGGAAAACCAUGGCUACCCUUUUGCCCAAACCUAUCGACCCAGAAGAAGCUGCUAAAAAGGAGAAUGCCACCAAAACGGAGGGAAUAUUCUUUCCCGGGUCCGACUUGGACGAGGUGGCUAAACAUUUCAUUGGCAACAUUCACCGUUAUCGAGAAAACAUUAUCAUACCGAAAAUGUACGGAGUGGUACAGAUAAAAACCAACGAAGAAAAGCUAGUGGAAGCCGCCUUCGAGAGCUGUGCAUUCAAAUCGUUCAUGAGCUGUGUGCUGGGGUACGGUUUGGGUGCAGCGAUUGGUCUGUUCAGCUCCUCGGUCAAUCCCAGCAUUGCCGAUCCGAUGGCCGGCGAUAAGCAACAAACGGCGAAGGAAAUUUUUCGGGAAAUGCGCCAAGCGACGCACUCGUAUGGUAAAAAUUUUGCCGUCAUUGGAGCAGUGUUUGCGGCGGUAGAGUGUGUAAUCGAAUCGAAACGUGGCGUCUCGGACUGGAAGAAUGGAACCUAUGCUGGAGCCGUGACCGGAGGAUUGAUUGGCCUGAGAGCUGGAGUGAAGGCUGGAAUAAUCGGUGCCGCUGGUUUUGCCGCAUUCUCCACAGUUAUAGAUUACUACAUGAGACACAGAUAAGAACCAGACGAAUGGCCGGGAGAGAACAAAAACAUAGUUAUAGAAUCCCCAGACACACCAUAUGGUCUGGUAAUAUUAACGUAAAAUAAAUAGUUGUUUUGGUUUAACAAGUUGAAA